Messenger RNA from Penicillium taxi, 2757 nucleotides. Its product is annotated as COPII subunit SEC24. The record is from RefSeq and is a predicted model, not a curated record. Bases 1 to 2757 code for a protein of 918 amino acids. Gene Ontology annotation, molecular function: SNARE binding; zinc ion binding. Gene Ontology annotation, biological process: intracellular protein transport; COPII-coated vesicle cargo loading; endoplasmic reticulum to Golgi vesicle-mediated transport. Gene Ontology annotation, cellular component: endoplasmic reticulum exit site; COPII vesicle coat. Lineage: Eukaryota; Fungi; Ascomycota; Eurotiomycetes; Eurotiales; Aspergillaceae. The transcript has 5 exons.
AUGGCAGCUCCUCAAGGGGGUUAUCCUCCACAGGAAGGGUAUGCCCAGCCCGGCUACGAUUCACCGGCUCCCGCGCAACAGUCACCAGCGCCUGCACAACCUGCCCCUCACGCGGCUCCGAGUGGAAAGAAGAAAAGAGCGUAUGCUGGUGAAGCGUUCGAGUUUGGCUCGGGUGCUAAUGCCGCUCUUGGGGGACAGCAGACGGCGGGAGGUGCCUAUGGAGCAUACCCUCAACAGGCCCAGCCUGCUGGAUACCAGCAGCCCGUAUACAACGCAGACCCGAACCAGAUGCAGCAAGCAUCAGCAGGUUAUCCUGCACCGGCUGCCGAUGUCGCUCAAAUGACACAGCAGUUCGGUGGAAUGGGCAUGUCAGAGCCACACCACAUGCCCGCUGUCCCGCCGCUCGCGCCUGUUCAGCCUGCGCAGAACAUCCAGCUGAACCAGCUAUACCCAACAGACCUCAUCUCUCAACCAUUCAGUGUGGCAGAGCUGGAUUAUCCUCCACCUCCAAUUAUUGUUCCUGCAGGGACUAGUGUUUACCCGUCUCCCAACGCUAUUUGCCCCCCAAAAUUCAUGCGGUCGACAUUGAACGCAGUCCCGACAACCUACAAUCUCCAAAAGAAGUCUAAGUUGCCAUUUGCGCUCGUCAUCCAGCCAUACACGUCCCUUCACGAAUCGGAAGAUCCGAUCCCUGUGAUCCCCGACCAAGUUAUUUCGCGAUGCCGACGCUGUCGCUCUUAUAUCCAUCCCUUUGUUACGUUCCUCGACCAUGGUCACCGGUGGCGCUGUAACAUGUGCAAUUUAACCAACGAUGUGCCACAGGCCUUUGACUGGGAUGCCGCAACACAGACGCCAGCCGACCGUUCGUUGCGUGCCGAUCUGAACUAUAGCGUGGUCGAGUUUGUUGCGCCCCAGGAAUACAUGGUCCGACCCCCACAGCCGCUUGUCUAUCUAUUCGUGAUUGACGUCAGCUAUUCGUCCGUGCAAACUGGUCUUCUAGCCACGAUUGCGCGAACUAUCAAGGAGAGUCUCGAUCGUAUACCCAAUGCCGACCGCCGGACUCGAUUGGGCUUCCUCGCGGUUGAUUCAAGUCUGCACUACUUUAGCAUUCCUCGAGAUGGCCCUGAGGUUUCCGAGCCACGGAUGUUGGUCGUCAGUGACCUUGAAGAGCCAUUCCUACCAAUUCCUGGUGAUCUUCUUGUGACACUUAGCGAAUGCCGACAGAACGUUGAGAAUUUCCUUGACAAACUCCAAAAGAUGUUCGAAAACACUCAGAACAACAGCCUUGCAUUGGGAUCGGCCCUGCGGGCUGGUUACAAACUAAUCUCCCCCGUUGGUGGUAAGUUAACUGUACUGAGCGCCUCACUGCCUAACAUUGGCCCUGGAGCGCUCCCUGUCCGGGAAGAUAAGAAGUUGCUGGGCACAAGCAAGGAAUCGAGCCUUUUGCAGGCUGGUAACGCUUUCUACAAGAGCUUCGCUAUUGAGUGCUCGAAGGCUCAGGUGUCCGUAGAUAUGUUCUUGUUCAGCUCUCAGUACACCGAUGUCGCAACACUAAGCUGUCUUCCUCGGUAUACCGGAGGACAAACCUUCUUCUACCCAGGUUGGACCGCCUCCAGAAGCGAAGAUGCCGUCAAAUUCGCACGUGAGUUCUCCGACUACCUGUCUGCUGAGAUCGGUUUGGAAGCCGUUCUUCGUGUGCGCGCAACCACUGGUCUACGCAUGAGCAGCUUCUACGGAAACUUCUUUAACCGCAGUACCGACCUUUGUGCUUUCCCCGCAUUCCCCCGCGAUCAAGGAUAUGUGGUGGAAGUUUCAAUUGACGAAAGCAUGACAAAGCCUGUUAUUUGCUUGCAGGCUGCGGUUCUUCACACCACUUGCAAUGGCGAGCGCCGUAUUCGUGUCAUCACCAUGGUCCUCCCUACCACCACCAACCUGGCCGAUGUCUAUGCCUCGGCUGAUCAACAGGCCAUCGCAACCUUCUACUGUCACAAGGCCACUGAAAAGGCUUUGAGCAGCGGCUUGGAUCCUGCUCGCGAUCUUCUGCAGUCCAAGAUUAUCGAACUGCUGACAACCUACCGCAAGGAGCUUGCUGGUGGCAGCGUCGGCGGCGGUGGUCUCCAAUUCCCAGCCAACCUCCGGGCUCUGCCAAUUCUUUUCCUCGCAUUGAUGAAAAAUCUUGGCCUUCGCAAGUCUGCACAGAUACCCUCGGAUAUGCGGUCUGCCGCGAUCUGUCUCUUGUCUACUCUGCCCCUACCUCUUCUCAUCCAAUACAUCUACCCCAAGAUGUACUCCCUCCAUGAUAUGCCCGACUUCGCCGGUCUUCCGGACGAGGCGACCGGCGAGAUCAUUCUUCCGCCAACUCUUAAGCUGUCUUCCCAGGCUCUAGCUGCAUAUGGUCUGUACCUGAUUGAUGAUGGACAGACACAGUUCCUCUGGGUCGGCCGUGAUACGGUACCCCAGCUCAUUCAGGAUGUGUUUGGUGUUGCUGACCGUAGCGAGCUACGGGUUGGUAAACAGAGCUUACCCGAGGUUGAGAACGAGUUCAGUCAGCGCGUGCGGGCGGUGAUUGAGAAGAGUCGUGAUCACCGAUCCAAGGGUGUUGGAAGUAUUAUCGUACCCCAUCUGUAUGUUGUGCGUGAGGAUGGCGAGCCUGGACUUCGCCUGUGGGCUCAAACGAUGUUGGUUGAGGACCGCGCAGACCAGGCUCUUAGCUUGGAUCAAUGGAUGGCUACUCUACGGGAGAAGGUUGUUCAGUAA